Messenger RNA from Penicillium expansum, 1680 nucleotides. RefSeq names its product fungal specific transcription factor domain-containing protein. Bases 1 to 1680 code for a protein of 559 amino acids. Gene Ontology annotation, biological process: regulation of DNA-templated transcription. Gene Ontology annotation, molecular function: DNA-binding transcription factor activity, RNA polymerase II-specific; transcription cis-regulatory region binding. Gene Ontology annotation, cellular component: nucleus. Lineage: Eukaryota; Fungi; Ascomycota; Eurotiomycetes; Eurotiales; Aspergillaceae. The record is from RefSeq and is a predicted model, not a curated record. The transcript is spliced from 5 exons.
AUGGUCCUUGUAAACGUUGUCGUCGCUUGGGAAAAGAAUGUGGAAUUCAAUUACCCGGAGCCCAUCGUCGUGGAAAGAAAUCAACCCCCAGUGACUCCUAGAGAUGUUGCUGCACUGGAGGAAAAACUAGACCGCAUGGUCGCCCUGCUGGCCGCCUCGGAACAAAAUGUCAGAGAACGAUUAGAAAGUGGCCAAGCAACGAGAUCAUCAUCUACGUUUGAACAGAACACCGCUACCCCUGAUGAAGCCGAAGGCCAGCUGUUGAUGGAAGUCUUCUUCCAGAAAAUGUUCCCUCUCUUUCCUUUCCUCAUGAUCUCCCCGCAAGUCACUGCAGAGGAGCUACGCCGAGAGAAACCAUUCCUCUACCUGAAUAUCUCAAUGGUCGCGUGCCAAAAUGCCCCACGCCAGCGAGAAAUUGCGGAUGCAGUCCAAGAAUAUAUCGCCGAGCACAUCGUCAUAAAAGGAGAGCAUGGCCUGGAUCUGCUCCAGGGCCUUCUUAUCAAUGUGGCUUGGUUCAUUUCAGUCAGUCGUUUUCCGCGACCUGCUGAUCAACCCCCCAAAGGGCCUAAACCUGAAGAGCCUCAACAUUUGGUUCGAAGCACUGCCCAGCUUGAUACAAAUGUACACUUGCUCGUGGCGCAAUCCUUCAGCUUAGGCUUAAAUCAAGAGAUGGCUUACCAGAAAAGCUUGAACUACCCUUUGACCUAUUUGAAGGAUACUACGAAUGAGGACCGUCAUAAUCCGGUUCGCACACUGGAAGAGAGACGCACCUACCUUGGGUGUUACUAUCUAACUACCAUGCUCUCGACAUGUGUGAAAGACUUGGGCCCGAUUAUUCGAUUUACAAAAUACACAGACGAAUGCUGCAAUGUCCUAGAUCAGAUCGCAGAAUAUCCUACCGAUAACUUUCUGGUACAGCUAGUCCGAUUGAUGAACGUUGCAGAAAGGAUUCACUACACACUGUACAACACCGAGCUCCAUCCUUCAUCAGUCUCAUCAGCGCCUCCGCCUCUUGGACUAAGCGUGCGAUGGCUUGAGGCCGAGCUUAAGCAACUUAAAGCUCGCAUACCGAGCGAGUCACCCAACUCUGCCAUUUUACAGAUUCAUUACAACACACUGGAGAUGCAUCUUUAUCGAAUUUCCCUCAGUAACGAGAUCCCCAAGACCAACUACGGCGAUCAUCCUCUCAUGCAAUUGGAUCUACUUUUCCGCUGCCUGGAAGCGACAACUUCCUUUUUCCAAAACAUCCUCUCCCUCCCAUCCGCCCUUUACCCUUUCUUCCCGUUCAGCAUGAUGUGUCAAUUUGGAAAGGCAAUCGUCACUCUGUCCCAGCUUUCUCUCUAUGAUCACCCCGGAUGGGAUCGAGCAUACGUCGAAAGCAUAAUAGACUUCGACCAGACCCUCGAUAGUAUAGCUCGCAAGCUCGAAGAAGAACGUCCAGUCUUCGAACAGGCCAUUGCAAAAGAUUCAAAGUCUAUUGAGUCGCCGGAGAUAUUUGGAAGGAUGAGAAAUCGCGCGCAAAUGAUCAAAAAUAUGCAUCGGCAGAGAAAAGAGGCACUGGAACGGAAAUCCCUGCUCACCACUGUUGCCCCGAUGGACUACGAUUUCAUGAUGGAUUGUCCCCUCGAUGUGCUGUUUCCUUUUGGUGAAAUUCCACCGAUAUAUGGACAAUAUAUGUAG